AGGAUGGGCAAGCCCAUACAUGCAGAUGGAAAGUGGACUCAAAAGCAUCCAAAGCUUCAUCUGUCGCAUUGGAUGGUUACUGGCGACAGCUUGACAAUUUGGAGGCUAGUGAUGUUGUGUGGACGCCAUACGGUGAGGAUGUACAUGUUACCUGUCCGAGGACACUUUAUUAUGGCUGGCUUCAGUACCGUGACAUAUGUGAGCCUUAUAUGCCAGCACGUGUUAUGCGACAGGUAGGGAUGGUUCAGACGAUUCCACCCACUAUCCUCCACCCGACGAAGGUCACUCGCAGUCAGGGCAAACAUAACUACAAGUUGGAUUUCCCAUUGAUUUCUGCGUCAGACGGAUGGAAGACCUUCCCGAUCCUGGGUUCCGUGAAUAUUCUACAUUAUACCCCAGUCACAUCGGAUGAUGCUGGAGCUACACAUACUGAUUACAUGGAAUGGUAUCAGAAGUAUUCACACCCAUUUGUCCUCCCACCGGAGCGUCGCACCAUUGAAACGACGAAGGCCUCUACAUGCUUGGUUCCCAUAUCU
This is a messenger RNA of Striga hermonthica, 536 nucleotides long. Lineage: Eukaryota; Viridiplantae; Streptophyta; Magnoliopsida; Lamiales; Orobanchaceae. The record is from the annotation of a GenBank genome assembly.